Messenger RNA from Impatiens glandulifera, 927 nucleotides. RefSeq names its product annexin A7-like. Bases 155 to 712 code for a protein of 185 amino acids. The record is from RefSeq and is a predicted model, not a curated record. The transcript has 3 exons. Lineage: Eukaryota; Viridiplantae; Streptophyta; Magnoliopsida; Ericales; Balsaminaceae.
AUUCAAACGCUUAGAAUCCUUUCAAUUAAAAAUUGCGGUACACCGCGUUCGUUCCCCCCACAACCGGAGUUAUAAAUAUUUCCAUUUUCUUCAAUCACUCUCAUCAUCUUACAACCAAUCUCUCUCUACCCAGAUCAGAUUAUUGUUUUAAGCAAUGGGGAAAGACAAAGACAAUGAAGGACAACAUGAUGACAGAGGUGUUUUCUCUCAAAUUGGUCAUGCCAUGGGAGGAUACCCACCUGGUCAACACGGAUAUCCUCCACAACAAGGAUACCCUCCUCAACACGGAUACCCUCCUCAACAAGGGUACCCUCCACAACAAGGGUAUCCUCCUCAACAAGGGUACCCACCUGCAGGUUACCCUCCUCAACAAGGUUACCCACCCUCUGGCUACCCUCAACAUGGUGGAUACCCUCCCGGUUCAUCUGCUCCUCAUCAAGGAGGUCAUGGAAUCGGUGUUGGUGGAAUGCUGGCUGGUGGUGCAGUUGCAGCGGCUGCUGGUUACGGUGCAUCCCAUCUAGCCCACGGUGGAUCGCAUGGUGGAUCGCACGGAGGUUAUGGUGUACCAGGAGCACAUGGUGGAUUUGCACACGGAGGAUACGGCCAUGGAGUGGGUCAUGGAGGUAAGCACGGAAAGCAUGGAAAGUUCAAGCAUGGAAAGCAUGGAAAACACGGCAAACAUGGUGGUGGCAAGUUCAAGAAGUGGAAAUAAGCCAUUUUUCCAAGUUUUUCUAAUGUUAUAAUAAGGUCUUCUCCGCGGACAAACAAAGAAAACAAAACUUGCUCUAUCUUCUUAGUGGAAUGAUAUUUGACUGUUAUUUUAUCUAUAUAUUAUUAUGUUUAUGUAAUGCUUUUUUUUCAUUAUGAUGUAAGACUUUCAAUUGCUUGCUUUAUAUAUAUAAUAUGAAUGAACUUAUUUAAAAUUUA